AUGCUCCUCAAACCCCUUCUCACAACAAUCACCCUCCUCGGCCUCACCACAGCCACCGCGAUCCCCUCCAUCAACAACGACAACGCCAACGACGAAAAAGACAUAUUCAUCCGCGCCUCAAAUGCAGAACUCACCACCCGCGCCGACGCCAAACCGCCCCCCAACUCCGUCUGCGGCUACGAGGAGAUCCCCGCAACCAACAAAUGGGUCAUCUGGGCCCCCAAAGACUCCUUCGACCUCAACGAGCAAUGCGGCAAGCAGUAUCUGAAGAAGCUGCGCGGCCGGUGCGGCGUCAUCACGACGUGGAAAUGCAAGCACCUCGACAGCGACGGCAACCACGUCGACAGCCACGACGGGCAUGACAAUGUGUACGGGGGGUUGAUGACAUUUUACACGAGCGUGUUCUGCAGCUCCACCGAUGUCAUGGCUGCCAUGGGCGCUGCGUCUGCCACUGAUGAUCGGCCUGAUAAGUGUGUGGAGCCGCCGGCUUGGAGUCUUCCUCCUUAUCAUUGA
This is a messenger RNA of Aspergillus campestris IBT 28561, 513 nucleotides long. RefSeq lists its product as uncharacterized. The record is from RefSeq and is a predicted model, not a curated record. The coding region runs from base 1 to 513 and encodes 170 amino acids. The transcript has a single exon. Lineage: Eukaryota; Fungi; Ascomycota; Eurotiomycetes; Eurotiales; Aspergillaceae.